Messenger RNA from Biomphalaria glabrata, 4960 nucleotides. RefSeq names its product stimulated by retinoic acid gene 6 protein-like. The record is from RefSeq and is a predicted model, not a curated record. Gene Ontology annotation, molecular function: signaling receptor activity; retinol transmembrane transporter activity. NCBI's taxonomy places the organism in Eukaryota, Metazoa, Mollusca, Gastropoda, Planorbidae. The coding region runs from base 398 to 2584 and encodes 728 amino acids. The transcript has 19 exons. Gene Ontology annotation, biological process: vitamin A import into cell. Gene Ontology annotation, cellular component: plasma membrane.
CGUAGAAUUACGUCGUGUCCAGUAUCGCGAACUUAUGCAAGCAUAUCGACCCAGUUUUCAACAGUCCUCCAUGGCUUCGCUUGGUUGAAUUCGUCUGCUGUCGAGCGGUGUGUAUGUGUGGCCCGCAUUACUUGGAUGUAAUGUAAUCUGCUUAGCUGUUCUAACUCACUCGGAGUGGUGUGUUUUGAUUCAAACAUAGGACUUGAUGGAGAAUAUUUCGUUGGAUAAAUAUAAACACAUAGAAAUGAAAAACCAAGGGAUUAUUCGUCUAUCAAAUGUGCUAUAUUAAGGCAGACAAAACAAAAUAGCCUGAUUAUUGGAAAGGUAACAUUAUUACAGUCUACAAGUGAAAUCUUAAUUCUUCCAUCCUCGCCAGAGGUAGCGAUCCUGAGCCACUAUGGCUAGUACAGCAUUGCACUACCUUCAGAGACUGAACGCUUUGAGGAACUCGAACGAAACUCAAGAAGAAUGUAUAUCUGCUAUAGACGAAAUCAAAUUCUACCAGUUCUCAUUGAUCCCAGCUUUUUGUUUGACCAUUCUGAUGGCCUUCACAAUGAAUCGCACUCAGAGAUGGAAAGAUUUCUUACGUGGACGUCCAGGACUUGUUUAUCCAAUGGACACGAUGACCAGACUGUCCAGGCUGUCGUACUGUGCUGCGUUUGGUGCCACGGCAUUUCUCGUGUACCAAAUCACUAUACAGAGACAGUUUGCUAUCAAUUAUGACGGACCCAUAUCACUGAAAGCUCUGAUCGCUAUAGUGUCCAUGCUGAUUUACGGGAUGGUGUUCUUCCCCAUCUUCGCUUGCCUGGCCCUGAGAACAGCUUUCGGAUACGCCCUUGGAUCGCUGUACAUUUGGGUGUUCUUCAUCAUUGAUGUCAUCAGUCUGGAUGAUUGUGCUGAAGAUCUCGAGAAAAGAAAAGUUCGUCUUAUCUUGAGGUUUCUCCCAAGCGUGAUCUGCCGGGCUUUCCUGAGCCUAUCUCUGCCUGUCAAGUUUGUCAUGGCCUGCAAGAAGGGCAGCUACUUCCGCAACGUCACCACCGGAAACACGUUAGAGAAAACGUUGGACCAAGUCCGUGACUCCUACCAAGGUCGGCAUGUCCGAAAACUGCUACGGAAAAAGGAACGAAAACAAAAGCUGGUUGGAGUUAAAAACAAAAUCAAAUCUUUGUUUGCAAAAAUCUGGUCGUUAUUUUAUCAUCGAGAAAAAGGAUACCGCUUCCAGUCCAGAUUCGUCAGUAUGUUGUUUGUGGGAGGCUGUGUUGUUUAUAUACUUACAGUCGAGUUUCUGUUCUUUGCUUUGACUUUGUUGAAAUAUUUGAAUUAUAAAUUGGACCAACUAGGCAACACCUUAGAAGAUUUGUUUGGUUACCUAUGGCAAUUCUCAGACGAUCCUGAUUACCAGGAAUUCAUUGGGGAUCUGGGUAACCUUACUUUGGCUGUUGAAAUUGUAUUAAUUCAAGCAACUGAUGUAGUAUAUUAUUCUAUCAUUGUCUCCUGCACACUUUCAUGUGCAAUUAUAUUGAUUAACAUUUUGCACAUGUGCACAUCAUUCAGAAAAAACCUAUUCACGUUGUACAAGGGAGAUGAUUCAUUAAUUCCCCUGGCAUCUGAGUUCUCUUCCAUUAACUUGUGUGUUGGCAGCAUUAAAUUUGGAGGCUUUCAAGUGGCAUAUUUAAUAUGGGGCUAUGUCAUCCUUACCAUUGUACUGACUCUUGUCUGUCUAGUUUUGGGAGGUUUUAUAUCAGUCUUGAUAUUCGGAUUUACAGACUGGCUGGUAAACAAGGUGUUACAGAUAUGGCCAGGUUUACUGGUUGCAAUUGCCCUACUUAUUAUACAGAAGUUGUUGGCCAGAUUUCUGUUUCUACAAGGUGAUGGCCAACAUUUACGUCUGGACAAUAGACGCUUCUAUUUCAUCUUCACCUACUUCAUGUUUUUCUACAACAUCUUUCUGGGAAUAGCUUCCUGUUUGUUGAGAAUUAUCAAAUCUCUCAUUUUUGGCAUUAUAUGUCUGUGUCGACUAGACAUCAGCACAUUGCCUAGGAAGUUUGAGGGCUUCGAUCCUGGUUUCACCGCCUACAAAGGCUACAUUCAUAUGGAAGUAGCACACACACAUCCAGUGGUUCUCGUGUUUAUACAACUGUUGUACACACUCAGUCGAAAAAGAAAAGGACUUGACCCAGAACCUGUGGAAAGUUGUAAGCAACAGCCAGACACUAAAUAUUCUAUACCAAUGAAACGAGCAAUAAGAAACCGUGCUGCCCAGUUCAACUGGCUAGUUCUAUACACACUCCUGCACAAUCCUUCGGUGAGAAUCUACAGAAAAGGUUUUAUCCAGUCAAUGAGGAAAGCAAUCAAAGAAGGUCUUAAGAUACCGAUCAGUGACCAACCCAUCACUGACUUUGAUUUGGUCAAACUCCAAGAGGAGAGAGACAAAGAGGAACAGGAACUAGCUAAAACAAAUAAACAGAAUGGCGCCACCAGCCCAACAAUAUUUAAUUUGGCGCCUGUCAACUUCUCAGAGAAUUAUAAAAAUGCGUACAGUGCACACGCCUAUAUAGACAUGAAGCAGUCUGAGAAAAUGUAAGACUCUGAAAAACAAGUUCGUUCUAACUUAAAGACUUGAUGAAAGUAGACUUGUGCCUGGCCCUUCAAACACACACCGUCACAUUGGCUUUCAAAGCCCUUGUAACAAGGUCACCUUAUUUGAGUGGUACAUACGUUUUAGAUCACUGUGUACAUUGAAUUAAAAAAUGUUGUACAAAUUUAACCUAUCAGGCAAUGACACAGAAGUGUCAUAUAUGUCAUGGGAAUGACAUGAGGUAGGGGCACUGUUUAGGGAGGGAUCUGCAGGCCAUUACAUAUUAUUAAUAUUGGGUUUUAAUCGAAACCUUAUUUAGUUAGUUAAGGACGCCAUUCGUCAUAGAAUCUUUGUAACGUACUAGCCUGUACUCUUAUAAAGACAGUAAUAUUGAGAUUGGAUUGAAAUAAAUGGAGUAACUUUGUUUCCUAAUUAUUUGGAUGAUUUAAGAUUAAUUUCCCCUUUUCAUAAAGCCAUAGACAUAAACAAAUAUAGACUGGCCGAUUAAAGAGUUUUAUGAAACGAAAAUUUGUGACUUGCAAUUUUGUGUACUUUAUUAUACAGCAUUUAUGAGCAGUAUAAAAGUUAGUAUUCAUAUCUAUUUCAGCCACACAUCUAUAUAUAUUGUAAAUAAAGAGGCAGUGUAGUUUUGUCAUAGACAUAAAUAAAUAUAGACUGGAAAAAAGAAAUAACUUCAUGUAACUUGAAAACAUGUAUAUCUAUUGUAUUCGGAUUUCCGAAUUCUGAAAAAUUGAAAAAUUGCAUGAUCUUCAGUCUUAGAGAUUAAACAAAACUUUUAGACAUAAAUAAAGUACAUAGAAAUGCAAGUCACAAAUUUUCGUUUCAUAAAACUCUAUUAUCGGCCAGUCUAUAUUUAUUUAUGUCUAUGAGUUUUGUUUAAUCUCUAAGAAUGAAGAUCAUGCAAUUUUUCAUAAAUCGGAAAUCAGAAUACAAUAGAUAUACAUGUUUUCAAGUUACAUGAAGUUACUUCCUUCAGCCAGUCUAUAUUUAUUAUCAUAAAGUAUUAUUGUAACAUGCCAACUACAAACUCAGCUAUUAUAUAAAGUUCAACUUGGAAAAACUUUGUACAAAUUUAACUUGAUCUCUAUUAAAUUAUGUCUAGAUCUAGAACUAUUUUUGCUUUUCAAAUGGUGUUUUACUUUUAUUAAUUUAAAUGUUUUAGAUUAUAAACAUAUUUUUACACAUUUUAAAGAUUCAAAUUAUGAUUAUGUUAUAGCUUUAUUUAUAGCACAUUUUAGUUGCAAUUAUAACUUAUAUACAAAUCUAUCACUAGAUUUUUAUAAACAGUCUCUUAGUACAGGGGUAGACUGAGUGUUAAAAUCGGCCCAGCCAUGUCUAUACACUCCGGCCCAUAAAUUGUAUAUCUCACGAUGGGCCUCCAAUAAGACACAAAGGCCCCAUGUUGCUUUUUUCAUCGCUUAGUGUGUAGGCCCUACAAGGAUGAAGUUUACAAGUUGCACUUCUCUACGGAUGUAGGCUAUUAUAUUAUUUUGAAAAAUGUCUUAAAUUAAAUGAGUAUUAGAACUAUUUAGGACCUACUACAAUGUAGAAUCUAUCAACGAUUUUUUUUAACACGACGCUCAGAGAAUGUUAUAAAGCCAUUUACAAUUUAAUACGUACCAAAGUGGCAUUCUUGUGGACCUUUAGGUGACCCUACCGGCCCAUUUGGGUACCGGCCCACCGGGCAUUUGCUCGAAUGCCCACAUAGCCAGUCCGCCCCUGUCUUAGUAGCUGUUCUUAUUUUCAAUACCAUUGAUAGAAUUGUUGAUAUAUUCAUGAAUUACUCGCUUCAGUUUGAUUUAAUGUGAUCUGCUACGACAUGCCAGUGUUAUUGUUAUUGUAUACUCUUUUUUUAAUGUUAAUACUUUGAUGUUUGAUUUGUGAUUGAUUUUAGUGUUGGCAUUGCUUGACCUCUUGUCACAUUGAUCUAAUGUAAUAGACUCUGUCUUUCAGCGUAUACCUUAACAGUUGUACUUUUGUAGAGAAAGAAUCGUUGGUAUGUAUAUAAAUACAUUUAAAACUCUUUUGAAGUGAAUCGAUACUAUUGCGUGUUUGUCUGUGUGUAUGAAUGUAAGUGUGUGUUUGUUACUAAAUGUAUUGUACUAAAAAGGCGAGUGUUUGUAUGUGUGUAUAUAUAUAUGUAUCGUAUUAGGAGUGUUGUCAAAUAAAAAUUAAUAUGUUCUCACUCAAAAACAAAAAUGUUCUUUUUAGGGACGUCCGAAAGGGAAAAAGCCGCUGACAGUUUUUGUAUGUUUUUUUUUUUAUGUCCCUAAAUGUCACCAAUGUGAUGUAAUAUCAUUCUCUUCUUUCUCAUUCACGGUAUAAAACAAAACAGCGCAAUAAAUAUAUACAGAACAAACA